Messenger RNA from Dovyalis caffra, 414 nucleotides. The record is from the annotation of a GenBank genome assembly. Lineage: Eukaryota; Viridiplantae; Streptophyta; Magnoliopsida; Malpighiales; Salicaceae.
AUGUAUAGGGCUAAUGGGUUGAAUGCUAUAUCGUUAUAUGUUGAUUAUAACUUAGAAACUCCUAGUUUAGAACCAAUUAGAGAUGGAUUUAUUGGAGAGAACAAUGAUGUAGCACCUUCAAAUCUUGUAGAACAAGCAAUAGUAGGCGUUGGUGAUGGCAAUGUUGAUGCUAGUAAUGGUGCUUUAGUAGUUGAAAAUGUUCCUAGAUUUGUUAAAAAAGUUGAGAUUGGGAAUAAUAACAUGGAUGGUUUGAGAGGUAAUAAAGAUGAUGGGAAUAAUGAAGCGGACGAUGGAGAUCAUGAAGAGGAUGAUAAUGAGUUUGAUGAAAAAAUAUUGAAAGGUUUAUUGAUGAGUCCUUUAAUGAUGAAGACUUGUUUGGCAUACUUGUUAAUGAUGUUGAAAGGGCACAUGUAG